Messenger RNA from Stylophora pistillata, 1662 nucleotides. RefSeq lists its product as uncharacterized. NCBI's taxonomy places the organism in Eukaryota, Metazoa, Cnidaria, Anthozoa, Scleractinia, Pocilloporidae. The record is from RefSeq and is a predicted model, not a curated record.
AUGAAUAGAAAGAAAUUGAACAGCUACCGUAGGAACGGCACAUGGCUUUCAUUUACCUGCUGUAUACCUCAGUUUACAGACAGCUUUUUUGAGGAUUCGGUGAACAAAAAUGUACUGAGUGUUAUGAGUGAUGACGAUUCGAUACCUGACUCAUUGGAAUGGUUUUCAGGGAAUAUAAGCAGCUACUAUAAUUCCAACAUUAAAAUCGCUCAUCUGAAUAUUAACUCCAUUCAAAACAAGCUCGAUGAGAUUAAAGAAAUGUUGAACCGGAAUAUGUUUGAUAUUCUAUUUAUUGGCGAAACUAAGCUGGACGGAUCGUAUUCCUCUAGUUUACUCUAUCACCCAGGAUACCGGAUUGUACGACGAGAUCGGAAAAAAGGUGCAGGUGGAUUAAUGGCGUUCAUACGGGAAGACUUGUCUGCCUACAGGCGUCAAAAAUUAGAGCCGGAGUCGGUCGAGGAAAUAUGUUUAGAUGUUACGGAUUUUAGAAAGUGCCGUUUAAUUGUCUGUGCAUGCUACAGAUCCGAGAAUGUCAACAAGCCUGCAGAAUUUAUAUCUUCGCUGAGUUCUGCAAUCGAACUGAUGUUUAGGUGCCGCCAAGAGAUAAUUUUAAUAGGAGAUUACAAUUUGGACAUGCUUGUUAAUGAAGAUGAAGGAAGAAGGAAAAACAAGGCACUCAGGGAUUUGUGCGACAGGUUUUGUUUAUUCAAACAAAUUACCGAACCUACGAGAAUUACGGAGAAAAGCCAAUCAUUGAUAGAUGUUAUCUUGGCCAGUCAUCCUGAACGUUUCGCCACCAAUGGCAACUUGCAUCUUGGAGUUAGUUAUCAUGAUUUAGUAUUCGCCACCAGUGGCAACUUGCAUCUUGGAGUUAGUGAUCAUGAUUUAGUAUUCGCAGUCAGGAAACAGAAAACUCCAAGACCAACCGCACGCGAGAUUGAAUAUAGAAAUGUUGAUGACCUAUGGGAUCACUGGGCGAAGCUUUACUGCAAGGUGUUGGACAGACACGCUCCUCUAAAGAAAAAGUGGAUCAGAGGUGACCAGCUGCCGUGGAUCACUCCUGAAUUACAACGUGAAAUUUCUCGGCGAAGUCGACUGUUCAAGAAAUACGCUCGAAAUCCAACUGAUUCUUCUUGGGAAGAAUACCGUAAACAGAGAAACAAAGUAACUUUAUUAAAAAGGAAAGGGGUGAAGUCGUUUUGUGUUGAUGCUUCCUUGAAUAAAAAGCAUCAUGGAGAAUUUUGGAGGAAAGUGAAACCGCGUCUACCAAGUAAGGGGAAGACCCAGUCCAAGAUCGUUUUGCAGGAGAACGAGCAAUUGAUUACGGACCCCAGGUUUGUUGCUGAGAUAUUUAAUGAUUAUUCUUGUGACGCAACAACAAGUGACGGCGCUCAGAUGAGUGUGGAUGAAUUAACAGAUCACCCUAGCGUCAAGAGGAUUCCUGAACAUUUCGGACAUGCUAGCAACUUUGAUUUUCAGCUGAUAGAGGCGGAAUAUUUGAAGGACAUACUGCUGAAGCUUAGUCCAAGGAAAGCUGUAGGAUGCGAUAACAUAUCGCAAAGAUUAUUGCGUAUCACAGCUCCCGCCGUUGCACAGCCACUGAAAUGUUUGAUUAACUAUUUUAUAACAAGUUGCAGUUGGCCUAUGGUUUGGAAUGUGUAG